Stylophora pistillata is the source of this 2487-nucleotide messenger RNA. RefSeq lists its product as uncharacterized. NCBI's taxonomy places the organism in Eukaryota, Metazoa, Cnidaria, Anthozoa, Scleractinia, Pocilloporidae. Gene Ontology annotation, biological process: transmembrane transport. Gene Ontology annotation, molecular function: ATP hydrolysis activity; ABC-type transporter activity; ATP binding. Gene Ontology annotation, cellular component: plasma membrane. The record is from RefSeq and is a predicted model, not a curated record.
GCUAAGCGUGAAAGUUCUGUAACAAGGUAGGAAAAUGGAUGGAGAAGUGGAGGAGAAUGUACCUGUUUUCCUAUCAUUCAGCAAACUUGGCGUAAAGAUUGGCGAUCGUAACAUUCUUCAAAAUGUGAGCGGGAAAAUUCGUCCAGGGGAAAUGUUGGCCGUGAUGGGCCCUAGUGGUUCCGGAAAAACAACACUGCUGAAUACUCUAGCUGGAAGAUUGCCUCCUGAUGAGGGUGAAAUUCUUCUGAAUGGGAAGAAACUUGACCGCAAACUCAAAAGGAAAAUUUGUUAUGUCUUACAAGAUGAUAUUUUCUUUGCAAACCUCACCCUACGAGAAACUCUAACAUUUUCUGCAAUGCUCCGUCUGCCGGAUACCAUGUCAAAGGUGCAAAAAAUGAAUAAGGUAGAAGAAAUAGUUGACAACUUAGAUAUCAGAAAGUGUUUGGAUACGAAGAUUGGAAGCCCUUUUGAAAGAGGACUGUCUGGAGGUGAGAAAAAGAGAGCAAACAUUGGCUGUGAGCUCAUAACAAAUCCUUCCUUGGUCUUUCUUGAUGAACCGACAUCCGGGUUGGACUCUAGCAAUGCUUUGAACCUUGUCAAGACUCUGAAGAGCUUUGCAGCAAGAGAAAUGAAGACAGUGGUAACCACCAUUCACCAGCCAUCAAGCCAGAUCUUUUACAUGUUUGACAAGGUUUUAUUGUUGUGUGGAGGACAGGUAGCAUACUAUGGUAAAGCAAACAGGGUUCUUGAUUUCUUUGAGAGUAUUGGUUUGUUUUGUGAUGCACACUUUAACCCAGCUGAUUUUAUAUUGGAAAAGGUGACCGAGGGAGAGAAAGUACAAGAAAUGAUUGUCCAAGGCUGGGCAGAAAGACAGAAAAGACAUCUGAAAAACUCAAGAAUGUCCAAUGAGUAUAGUCCAGGAAGAACUGAUGCCUCAAGUCCUACUCCAGAGCACAAUGACAAGGAUGAGGCAGAUGAUAUUAUUGCAAUUAUAAGCUGCGAAAGUUCUGAAAAAUCACUUGAUCAAGAAAAUGUGAUGGCUGUAAGUAAUACUCAUCAGAAAGAUGGGCAACCAACUGCAAUUGAAGGAUUACCAAACACAGAGGACAGGUCUGGCCUAGUUAGUCUAGAUAUGGUGCAUGAUAAUUCUGUAGUCCUUGAAAUAGAAAAUGAUGCAAGUUCUGGAGGGGUUCUAUAUGGAGAUGUGAGUGCACAGAGGUCACAGGUUGUUAACCAAGAUGUACUGAAGGAUUCUCUAAGGCUGGAAAAAGAAAAUAAAACAGGAAAUGGACAUGUACCAUCAGUUACUGAUGAAAUAUGUGUAGAGGUUUCAGAGUGGAUUGAGAGUUCAAAUCUUUUGGCUUCAAGUCCCAAACCAUCGUUAUCUAAGACCCUUUGGAGAAGUGUGAGAGGUUCAUUCACUAAAUCUUCUGAUCCUCUCCCACAAGUCCACGCUUUAGCUCGGGUAUCCUCAGCAGUUUUCCAUUUGUUUGUUGUCACAUAUACGCGAAGUACCUCACAUGAUUAUUCCAAAAUAGAUAUUGAUGUUCAUGAUGAUGAUGAAGAUUAUUCAUCACCAUACUCUGAUAUUUCCACAUCUUGGCCUACAAGUUUUUGGACACAAUUCACAGUUCUCAUGCAAAGAACUUUUAAGCAGUCCAAGCCUGAUAUUCUCUCCAAACUGAAUUUCACACAGCAUAUACUUCUUGCUUUCGUAAUUGCCCUGAUUUGGUUCCAGCGUCCUUACGAAGAGCAGAGUAUUGAAGACAGAUACUCACUGCUAUUUUUUUGCGUUGUCUACUGGAACUUCACUUCCCUCUUCAGUUCACUGAUGUCAUUUCCCAAUGAAAGAACUGUCGUGAGAAAAGAACGCGCAGCUGGUUAUUACAGACUGUCUGCCUACUAUUUAGCCAAGUCGUUGAGUGAAUUACCACUGAUCUUAUGUUACCCGACUCUGUUCAUGAUCAUUGUGUAUUGGAUGGCAGGACUGAACAGGAGCGAGGCUUUCGUUGGUACGCUCUCUGUGGUUUUGUUAACAGCCAUCACGGGGCAGGUGAGAAGUGAGAUCAUGAGAGGUAUAUCUACCAAACAGUCUGUAGGUUUGUGUAUCGGUGCUACAGUUAUGGAAUUCAAGAAGUCAAUAGUGGUUGCUGCUGUUUAUGGCCUAAGUUGUAUGUUGCUGGGCGGAUUUUAUCAGAAAAACAUACCCUGGUGGCUAUCUUGGGUCCAGUACGUGGCCUACAUAGCUUAUUCGUAUGAUGCGACCCUUAGCAUUGAAUUCAGUAAUUCUCCCACAUUUAGUUGCCAAGGGGAAGACUCAUCGUAUGCUGGUUGCAGGAACAAUGGGACUGCUAUAGAGGGCAGAGAAAUUUUAGAAAAACUGAACGUGUCUAGAGGUGUUGGCGAGAAUGCUGGCGCGCUUUUGGUGUUUAUAGUGAUUUUCAGGAUUUUGACUUAUCUUUCACUGCGCUACCUUCACAAGCCGAA